AUGAUUAAUUCAAUGUUAAUAAUGAUUAUUGUAUCUUUGAAUAUAUACAUCAAAUGUACUCCUAUAUCAAAUAAUAUAUGGACAUUGAAACAAAAUACCGGUUCAUUUCAAUCACAAGAUCAAGUACAAACAUUUAAUACAAGUGGAUAUUCAAUUCAAAAACAAAGUCAAACACAAUCAUUUAUUAACCCAUAUAACAAUGGACAACAAAUUAUUCAGCAGCAAAUUCAACAACAAAAUCAACAAUUCAAUUCAAUUCAAUCACAAGCUCAACAUCAAUCGAUAAAUUCUGGAAACUUGCAACCAAUAAAUACAUUACCAAUGAUUAAUCAACCAAACCAAAAUGAUGGUUUACAAAUUCCCAUUGAUCAAACACAACAACCAUUCGAUUCACAGAUAUAUAAUCAACCAGAAUUACCUAGUCAGUCACAAAAUGACGUUGGUCAUUCAAUACCUGAUCAUCAUCAACAACAAGAAGAACAAUCAACAGAAAUACCUCAAGAAUAUCAGGAUAGUGAAAUACAACGAACACAAAGAAUUCAGAAUGAAACAAAUUCUCAACAACUCGAUUCAUCGCCACAAUCCGAUCAGUCACAAUCCAAUGUUGAUGGUUUGACAUUGGUACAACCACCAUUAUCUGAACAGUUUCGAGCAAUACAGAAUGGUGAAAAUCAAUCAUCACAACAGUCACAGCCUGGAAUCGACUCACAACGUCAACCCGAUUCAUCGCCACAAUCCGAUCAGUCACAAUCCAAUGUUGAUGGUUUGACAUUGGUACAACCACCAUUAUCUGAACAGUUUCGAGCAAUACAGAAUGGUGAAAAUCAAUCAUCACAACAGUCACAGCCUGGAAUCGACUCACAACGUCAAUCCGAUUCAUCGCCACAAUCCGAUCAGUCACAAUCCAAUGUUGAUGGUUUGAUGUUGGUACAACCACCAUUAUCUGAACAGUUUCGAGCAAUACAGAAUGGUGAAAAUCAAUCAUCACAACAGUCACAGCCUGGAAUCGACUCACAACGUCAACCCGAUUCAUCGCCACAAUCCGAUCAGUCACAAUCCAAUGUUGAUGGUUUGACAUUGGUACAACCACCAUUAUCUGAACAGUUUCGAGCAAUACAGAAUGGUGAAAAUCAAUCAUCACAACAGUCACAGCCUGGAAUCGACUCACAACGUCAACCCGAUUCAUCGCCACAAUCCGAUCAGUCACAAUCCAAUGUUGAUGGUUUGAUGUUGGUACAACCACCAUUAUCUGAACAGUUUCGAGCAAUACAGAAUGGUGAAAAUCAAUCAUCACAACAGUCACAGCCUGGAAUCGACUCACAACGUCAAUCCGAUUCAUCGCCACAAUCCGAUCAGUCACAAUCCAAUGUUGAUGGUUUGAUGUUGGUACAACCACCAUUAUCUGAACAGUUUCGAGCAAUACAGAAUGGUGAAAAUCAAUCAUCACAACAGUCACAGCCUGGAAUCGACUCACAACGUCAACCCGAUUCAUCGCCACAAUCCGAUCAGUCACAAUCCAAUGUUGAUGGUUUGACAUUGGUACAACCACCAUUAUCUGAACAGUUUCGAGCAAUACAGAAUGGUGAAAAUCAAUCAUCACAACAGUCACAGCCUGGAAUCGACUCACAACGUCAACCCGAUUCAUCGCCACAAUCCGAUCAGUCACAAUCCAAUGUUGAUGGUUUGAUGUUGGUACAACCACCAUUAUCUGAACAGUUUCGAGCAAUACAGAAUGGUGAAAAUCAAUCAUCACAACAGUCACAGCCUGGAAUCGACUCACAACGUCAAUCCGAUUCAUCGCCACAAUCCGAUCAGUCACAAUCCAAUGUUGAUGGUUUGAUGUUGGUACAACCACCAUUAUCUGAACAGUUUCGAGCAAUACAGAAUGGUGAAAAUCAAUCAUCACAACAGUCACAGCCUGGAAUCGACUCACAACGUCAACCCGAUUCAUCGCCACAAUCCGAUCAGUCACAAUCCAAUGUUGAUGGUUUGACAUUGGUACAACCACCAUUAUCUGAACAGUUUCGAGCAAUACAGAAUGGUGAAAAUCAAUCAUCACAACAGUCACAGCCUGGAAUCGACUCACAACGUCAACCCGAUUCAUCGCCACAAUCCGAUCAGUCACAAUCCAAUGUUGAUGGUUUGAUGUUGGUACAACCACCAUUAUCUGAACAGUUUCGAGCAAUACAGAAUGGUGAAAAUCAAUCAUCACAACAGUCACAGCCUGGAAUCGACUCACAACGUCAAUCCGAUUCAUCGCCACAAUCCGAUCAGUCACAAUCCAAUGUUGAUGGUUUGAUGUUGGUACAACCACAAUCGUCUGAUCUGUUCCAAGUAUCCGAUUCACUGAUUCCUAAUGUGUCAAAUCCAAUAGUUGAGCAGCAUUCGGAAUUUGACAAUUCAUUCUCUAGUGAACCGACACAGUCACUCGAAUCUCAUCUAUCUCCAGAUUCUCCAUUAUCCGAUCAACAGCAUCAGUGA
Molecule: messenger RNA, 2481 nt
Organism: Schistosoma intercalatum
Lineage: Eukaryota; Metazoa; Platyhelminthes; Trematoda; Strigeidida; Schistosomatidae
Source: the annotation of a GenBank genome assembly